This is a messenger RNA of Drosophila willistoni, 3406 nucleotides long. It is a transcript of the gene pad, whose product is annotated as Krueppel-like factor 10. Gene Ontology annotation, biological process: regulation of transcription by RNA polymerase II. The transcript has 6 exons. Lineage: Eukaryota; Metazoa; Arthropoda; Insecta; Diptera; Drosophilidae. Gene Ontology annotation, molecular function: zinc ion binding; DNA-binding transcription factor activity, RNA polymerase II-specific; RNA polymerase II cis-regulatory region sequence-specific DNA binding. Bases 257 to 2992 code for a protein of 911 amino acids. Gene Ontology annotation, cellular component: nucleus. The record is from RefSeq and is a predicted model, not a curated record.
CAACGAUUGUUCGACGUUAGCGUCACAGACGGGAGGGGAAAAAAUAGAAGAAAACAACUUUUUCAUGUGCAAUAAACAAAACAAUAAAAACAAUACUCAUGUGCGCUUUUACUAACCGCCAAGUUAAAUACCUAAAUCGAGUAUACACAAUGCGUAUUUCCCAGUGACUGGAAAAAGUGUUUUUCACUCCCGUGUCUGCUCUAACGGCGGGAAAACAGAAAACAAACAGAAAAAGAAAACAAUAAUAGCAACAAAAAUGAGCUCAAACGGUAACUCAAAUCUGCGAUGCAUCAAUUAUUAUGAUCUGUGCCGGAUUUGCACUUCAACAGCCACCAUCGAGCAGAAUAUCAACAUCUAUUCGCCAGAGGGCAGCGCUAAGAAUCUUCAACAUAAAAUCGCAGAAUGUUUGGGUCUUCAGAUCGACGAAAAAGACCGCCUGCCCAAGGUAGUGUGUGGUCAGUGUGUGCAGCAGGUGGAGCAAAUUUAUGAAUAUCGCAACGUUUGCAAGAACUCACAAACAAUGCUGAGUAAUUGCCUCAACAUUCGGACUGUGCCAAGUGAGGAUAAAAUCUAUAUAAAAGAUGCCAUCAGUGACAGUGGUAAGAGCCUAAGUGUACUGGGGACAAGCAGCCAGCAACAGAAUGCGCCAUCAAAUGAUCUAAUUAGCUCCAUAAUACAAGCAGUGAGCAUGCAGCCGCAACAGCAGUAUACCAUCACAGUGGAUAACUCCAAUCAGCAUCAUCUUCAACCGCAGACCAUAGCAAUUCAACCCGAGAUCCCAGUUAAAACGGAGAAACAAAAUGUUCUGGAGGAGUUUAUUCGUCUAAAGCCGGACAUCAAGAUUACACCAUUGGGCAAAAAGGACAUAAAAGCUCAGACAAUGCAAGCUGCUACUGUAACACAAGCAGCAGCUCCACAACCAAGCCAAGUUGCAGCUCCACCAAGUGCAGCUGCACCUCUGCAGAUGGCUACCACGCAGCUGAAUCUCAAUGAUCCAGGUCUUUGGCAACAGCUGCAACAAUUGCAAUUGCAACAGCAACUUCAACAGCUCACAAGUCAACUGCAGGGUCAGAAUCAAUUUGAAGAUUCCGGAGAUAAUAAGAAGCCGAAAUUAAAUUUUGUAAUCUCCACUCCGGCUGCAUUGCCGCAAGCGGCAAGUGUACAACCUCAGUUUGCGGCAGCGCCACAAAUCCAGUUGCAAUUAAUGCCUGGAGGAGGAGUGGCUGCUGCUCCUGCCCCAGCUGCUCCUGUUCAACCGCAAUUCAAUGCAUCAUCUCUGCUUUCCACAUUGACGGGCAACCACCAGACCACGGCUGGCAAUCUUCUUUCGCCCAACAAAUGUUUCCUGCCCAUUACCAUAAGAGAUGAGAAUUCGGAUCAACAAAUUGUCGCUCACAUAGACACCAAGAAUUUAGUGCUGCCGACUACCUACCAAGUGCAGAUGAAGUUGCAACCACAAUUGGCGACAGCAGACGGCCAACCCAUAAUGCAAUUAACUCCCACCUCCAUACCAGCCACAUUGCAGCUAACUCCGCAGACAUCAGUUCCCAUACAGAGUCAAUUCCUGACGCAAGCCUUAACACAACAACAGCAGCAGCAACCAAGUCCGAGUCCGAGUCCGCAUACGCCGCCAAGGCAAGCUCAGGUCACGUCGCAACAGAUUAUACGAUCGCCUCAAUCCACCAUGACAACAAAUCCACAGUUGGUCAUACGGAAUGUUGUUAAAUCAGAUCAGAUCAGUGCAUCAACGCCGCCUAGCAUGGGAAAUGAGAUGGGCACUUUUAAAACGCCCUCUCCGAGACAAAGACCGCAGUUACCAGUUAAGAACAGCAGUUCAUCCGCUCCUGCUGCUGCUUCGCAGGCUCAACCCAAUCGUUUGGUGACUCAAAUGAAGGCACAACCGUUGCCGACUACAUCAGCUGCACAUCAGCAGAGACUGAACUCGAUUACAACCAUUACGAAGGUGGCCACAAAGCAGCUCAACCAUCAGGCGACGCCUACUACUUCUGCACCCGCCAAAUUACCACAGCUAAACAAACAGAAUAUAACCAUAAGUCGCAUAUCAUCCACUGCUCCCAAUCAGCAGCAUACAUUAAGUAAACCGCAGCCUAAAUCUACGCCGAGCCCGACCAAUCCAACCCCCACACCGAUCUCUCUACCCACUCAUCCACCCAUUACGGUUUCUGUGGCUCCACAAAUUCAGCCAACGCCUAUAGCAAGUCAACACAAGAAAUGCAUAAAAAGACCACCGCUUCCUACCGUAGAGACCGCAGACAAGAAAUCCCGUCCCCAACAACAGAUUCUUCCUGGUCCAACAGCUGAACCACUCCCGACAAACGAGCCAUUAACUGGCACUUCAGUCAGCUCCUUGACCUGUCCCACCUGCAUGCGGGAAUUCAAGAAAAAGGAACAUCUCACUCAGCAUGUGAAGCUGCACGACGGCAUACGUCCCUUUAGAUGUACCGAAGAGGGCUGUGAUAAGGCAUUCAGCCGCAAGGAGCACUUGUCGCGGCAUCUCAUUUCACAUUCGGGGCAGAAGAUGUUCACCUGUGAGGUAUGCAAGAAGUUCUUCUCCCGCAAGGAUAAUCUAAACAAACAUAAACGGAUUCAUGCGCAGCCUCCCAACGAGACCUUGUAUAGUUGCGAUAUAUGUAAUAAAAACUUUGCAUCAAAAUUGCAUUAUGAGAAACAUCGGGAGAUGCAUAAAAAGCCAGCAGCAGUUUCGACAAACGUCAAUCAAGUAGCCGCCAAUAAGGAUCUGUACGAGGUAAAAGUCAGCAACAAAUCUCAACAGACAACCACAAACCAUGCAGCAGCCCAGCAACAUCAGCAGCAACAGCAACCGCAAAUUAUGCAUGUGGUUACCACCCAAGAUUUAGCCGGCAAUACCAUAACCAUAACUCAAGCACCUCCCGAUUCCAAUUCGCUGGCCAAUUUUGUCCAGUUGGGUUUCCCGCAAUUUCAGCAAGCAGAACAAAAAAUUGAAAAAUAGGCUAAGGAUUUUAUUUAUACUUUUAAUGCUUUCUAGUCGUUCGACCUGUUUUAUCUUGCCUCUUUCGACACUUCAGAUUGGUCGUAAUUUUAGUUUGUCCUAAUGAAUUUUAUUUAUAAUUAUUUCGAUUCUUCUUACCAGUGCAAUAUUAGCUUUAUUAUUUUGCUUUAUCAUUUAUUUGAAUUUGUUUUCUCUUUUUAAAAAUUUUUGAGGCUGUUUCAUUCUUAAAGCGAUUGUUUUUUCUCCUUAUUUUCUCAAUAUAAGUUUAAAGAGCUCAAGUGAAAUCUGUAAAUACUUAUCUCAUAAUGUAGAUUACCUUUUUUUAAGGUAAAAACCUAUUCAGAAAAAUUAAAAUACACUUCCCCAAUGAAUGAAUAAAUAUGUGUAUGUAAAUAAGUGUACGUGUAAAUUAUA